Neomonachus schauinslandi (Hawaiian monk seal) is the source of this 204-nucleotide messenger RNA. Its product is annotated as thymosin beta-10-like. Lineage: Eukaryota; Metazoa; Chordata; Mammalia; Carnivora; Phocidae. The record is from RefSeq and is a predicted model, not a curated record. Gene Ontology annotation, biological process: regulation of cell migration; actin filament organization. The transcript has a single exon. Gene Ontology annotation, molecular function: actin monomer binding. Gene Ontology annotation, cellular component: cytoplasm. The coding region runs from base 17 to 148 and encodes 43 amino acids.
GGAUCGCUUUAAGAAAAUGGCAGACAAGCCGGACAUGGGGGAAAUCGCCGGCUUCGAUAAGGCCAAGCUGAAGAAAACGGAGACGCAGGAGAACACCCUGCUGACCAAAGAGACCACUGAGCAGGAGAAGCGGAGUGAAAUUUCCUAAGAUCCUAGAGGAUUCCCCACCCCCGUCAUCUUCAAGACACCCCAGUCGUGAUGUGG